Messenger RNA from Lymnaea stagnalis (great pond snail), 405 nucleotides. NCBI's taxonomy places the organism in Eukaryota, Metazoa, Mollusca, Gastropoda, Lymnaeidae. The record is from the annotation of a GenBank genome assembly.
AAAAUAGUCACCGGCGGCGACGUCGUAUUCGGGGGUCUGUUUCCAAUGCACGAGCAGGGCAUCCAGGGCGGAGCGACCUGUGGACGCAUCAAGCGGGAGAAGGGCAUCCAGCGGUUGGAGGCCAUGCUCUACGCCGUAGACCUGAUCAACGCCGAUCCGAACCUCCUGCCUGGCCUCAAAAUCGGCCUGCACGUGCUGGACACGUGCAGCGACGACACGUUUGCUCUGGAGCAGUGCAUGGACUUCAUCAAGGCUCAGAUGUCCAGCAUCGACGUGGAUGACUACAGGUGUUCCGACGGCUUGUCACCCUCGCGGCACCCGCCCCAACCGGUGGCCGGAGUCAUUGGGGCGGCGUCGAGUCCCGUGUCCAUCAUGGUGGCCAACAUACUCAGACUCUUUAAGGUA